UUGCACUUUAAGUUCUCGGCACACAAUUAUUGUAUUUAUUAUUAUUUAAAACCAUAAUGCCGCACGGUCACUCGCACGAUCAUGGCCAUGGCUGCAGCCAUGAGGCAACCGAUAUCGACAAUGCCCUCGAAAUGGGCAUCGAAUACAGUUUGUAUACAAAAAUCGACCUCGAGAAUACGGAAUGUUUGAACGAGGAGACCGAUGGCAGCGGCAAGACCGUCUUCAAGCCAUACGAAAAGCGUCAGGAUACUAGUAAAUUUGUACAAAGCGAUGCGGAUGAAGAGCUGCUGUUCAAUAUACCCUUCACCGGCAACGUUAAGCUAAAGGGCAUCAUCAUUAGCGGCGCCAAUGAUAAUACUCAUCCAAACAUGGUUAAACUUUUUAAGAAUCGACCCAAAAUGACAUUUGAUGAUGCACAUGGCAAGGCGGACCAGGAAUUUGAACUGACGCGCGAUUAUCGCGGUGAAAUCGAAUAUUCGCCCAAAGUUGUGACCUUUUCAUCGGUACAUCAUUUGUCGCUCUAUUUCCCCAGUAAUUUUGGCGAUGAUGUCACGCGCAUCUACUAUAUUGGUCUUCGUGGUGAGUUUAGUGAGGCUCAUUAUCACGGCGUUACCAUUUGCAAUUAUGAAGCGCGUGCCAAUGCUGCCGAUCACAAGGAUAAAGCUUUUGAUGGCGUUGGACGCGCAAUACAGUAAAGAAAAACGAGAAAGCAAAUUAAAAAUGAUAUAACUAAUAAGGUUUUUUUUUGUCAUACUCACUGUGCUUGAUAUUAAAGUUGUACAGUUUGUAAAAAAGGA
Drosophila grimshawi is the source of this 797-nucleotide messenger RNA. RefSeq names its product PITH domain-containing protein CG6153. The transcript is spliced from 5 exons. The record is from RefSeq and is a predicted model, not a curated record. NCBI's taxonomy places the organism in Eukaryota, Metazoa, Arthropoda, Insecta, Diptera, Drosophilidae. The coding region runs from base 57 to 695 and encodes 212 amino acids. Gene Ontology annotation, cellular component: nucleus.